This is a messenger RNA of Trametes versicolor FP-101664 SS1, 943 nucleotides long. RefSeq lists its product as uncharacterized. Lineage: Eukaryota; Fungi; Basidiomycota; Agaricomycetes; Polyporales; Polyporaceae. Bases 70 to 735 code for a protein of 221 amino acids. The transcript has 3 exons. The record is from RefSeq and is a predicted model, not a curated record.
CACACUUUGCCGUUCACGUCUCCACCUCUUGCACGACCCCCCGUCUCCUAUUCUACUCCCAACACCAAAAUGAUGUUCAAGAGCCUCUCCGCCCUCGCCGUCGUCGCCGCCCUCGCCGGUGUCAACGCCCAGGACGCGACCUCGAGCGCGCCCCCGACCUCCACCUCGGGCAUCUCCACCUGUAUCCUCACCUGCAUCGAGACCGCCGCGACGCAGGGCGGGUGCUCCGGCAUCACCGACAUAAACUGCCUGUGCACGAACACCGCCGUCCAGCAGGCGUCCCUCACUUGCUUGCAGUCCAGCUGCUCGUCUGACGAGGUCGCCGCCGCCGUCGCCCUCCAGUCUCAGGAGUGCGCCGCAGUCUCCGGCGCGAGCUCAAUCUCCAGCGCCGCCUCGACCGACGCGUCCUCCGCCACCAGCGCCGCCACCAGCGCCGCGACGAGCAUCGCCUCGGGCGCGUCCUCCGCCGAGUCCUCCGCGACCUCCGCGCUCUCGAGCGUGUUCAGCUCGCUCUCGAGCGCCGCCUCUGCGGGGGCGAGCAGCGUGUCGAGCCGCCUGAGCAGCGCGACGGCGAUCAGCAGCACGAGCGGGGCGAGCAGCGCUGGGGCGAGCCAGACGAGCAACGCGGCGAGCGCGAUGUUCCGCGCGAGUGUGGGCGGCGCGGGCUAUGGGGGAUUGGUGGGUGCGGGCGUUGCGCUCGUGGGUGUUGUGGUGGGCGCCGGAUUGGUGUUGUGAGCGUGAAGACGGAGUUGGAUGAGGAUGGAGUGCGACUUGAUGGACAUGGACUUCUUGACGCUUACUAGUUGACGUGCUCGCUGUUGUCUUGCGGUGCGCUGUGUUGUACCUUGGCGUAAAUUACAGGGAUGUGUCUGCGCACUGUCUCUCUAUCUGCGUGCAUCAUCAGCGGUGCUUGGAAUGUAGUUUGUUUGCUCCGGGGGAGACG